ACAGAGACAGAAGCCACACAUAACUAAUCAGCAGCCCUUGUGUCUGAGUCAUUGAAGAGCAGGUGCCAGACGUAGGAGUGAACAAGUGUUCAGGGAUAUCCUCAUCCUUUGAGUCUUCCCAGCUGAGGCCCCAGAUACCAUAGAGCAGAGAAUGCCAUCCCUGCUGUGCCCUGUCCAAAUUCCUGUCCCCAGAAACGGUCAGUUGCUUGGCUAAAAAACAUGUGUGAUGAAAAGUCUGGGAGGCCUCAGCCCACCAGCCGGCCAUCAGCGUGACUUCCGUCAUUCAGAGAAGUUGGUUACCUUCGAGAUGGGCUGUAGCUCUUUUGCACAGAUUGCCAAUUACUGCUGAUGGGUCUCUGGUGAAUUACACAAUGGUCCUCAGAGCCUAGAGGCCCACCCCCUCCCCCCCAAGGCUUCCUUCUCCCUGCCCCCCCCCCAUCCUACCCCAUGCUGGGAUUUUUUUUUUUCCUAUAUGUAUAUAUAUUUUUUCGCCUGUCCUCUUCGGGGAAGUUUGUAUGGGGCUUCUCGCUCACAUGCGGGAUCAGAAUGGUGUGAAUGACAACCGCACUGUGUCAUGAAGGUGGCGGUGGUUUCAGCCCGAGAGACCAAAUAAGAAGAAAGCUGAGAGAGGGGGGCAACGUUUUUGGAUGACAAAGGAUGGGUUUCCAUUUAAUUACGCAGCUGAGAGGCAUGCGUGUGGUGCUAGUGCUUCUUCCUACACUGCUGCUUGUUAUGCUCACGGGGGCUCAGAGAGCUUGCCCAAAGAACUGCAGAUGUGACGGCAAAAUUGUGUACUGUGAGUCUCAUGCUUUCGCAGAUAUCCCUGAAAACAUUUCUGGAGGGUCACAAGGCUUAUCACUGAGGUUCAACAGCAUUCAGAAACUCAAAUCCAAUCAGUUUGCCGGCCUUAACCAGCUUAUAUGGCUUUAUCUUGACCAUAAUUACAUUAGCUCAGUGGAUGAAGAUGCAUUUCAAGGGAUCCGUAGACUGAAAGAAUUAAUUCUAAGCUCCAACAAAAUUACCUAUCUGCACAAUAAAACAUUUCACCCAGUUCCCAAUCUCCGUAAUCUGGACCUCUCCUACAAUAAGCUUCAGACCUUGCAAUCCGAACAAUUUAAAGGCCUCCGGAAACUCAUCAUUUUGCACUUGAGAUCUAACUCACUGAAGACUGUGCCCAUAAGAGUUUUUCAAGACUGUCGAAAUCUUGACUUUCUGGAUUUGGGUUACAAUCGUCUUCGAAGCUUGUCCCGAAAUGCUUUCGCUGGCCUCUUGAAGUUAAAGGAGCUCCACUUGGAGCACAAUCAGUUUUCCAAGAUCAACUUUGCUCAUUUUCCACGUCUCUUCAACCUCCGCUCGAUUUACUUACAGUGGAACAGGAUUCGCUCCAUUAGCCAAGGCUUGACAUGGACUUGGAGUUCCUUACACAACUUGGAUUUAUCAGGUAAUGACAUCCAAGGAAUUGAGCCGGGCACAUUUAAAUGUCUGCCGAAUUUGCAGAAAUUGAAUUUGGAUUCCAACAAGCUUACCAACAUCUCACAGGAAACUGUCAAUGCGUGGAUAUCAUUAAUAUCCAUCACCUUGUCCGGAAACAUGUGGGAAUGCAGUCGGAGCAUUUGUCCUCUAUUUUAUUGGCUCAAGAAUUUCAAAGGAAAUAAGGAGAGUACCAUGAUAUGUGCAGGACCUAAGCAUCUCCAGGGCGAAAAGGUUAGUGAUGCAGUGGAAACAUACAAUAUCUGCUCUGAAGUCCAGGUGGUCAACACAGAAAGAUCACACCUGGUUCCCCAAACGCCCCAGAAGCCUCUGAUCAUCCCCAAACCUACCAUCUCCAAACCUGACCUCACCCAGCCCACCCUUGAAGCACCAAGCCCUUCCCCAGGGUUUCAGAUUCCUGGCACAGAGCAAGAAUAUGAGCAUGUUUCGUUUCACAAAAUUAUUGCAGGAAGCGUGGCUCUCUUCCUCUCGGUGGCCAUGAUCCUCUUGGUCAUCUAUGUGUCUUGGAAACGCUACCCAGCCAGCAUGAAACAACUUCAGCAACACUCUCUUAUGAAGAGGCGGCGGAAAAAGGCCAGAGAGUCUGAAAGACAAAUGAAUUCCCCUUUACAGGAGUAUUAUGUGGACUAUAAGCCUACAAACUCUGAGACCAUGGAUAUAUCCGUUAAUGGAUCUGGGCCCUGCACAUAUACCAUCUCUGGCUCCAGGGAAUGCGAGGUAUGAACCAUGAUCCUCCUAAAAGCAUUUCUACUGCGGGGAAGGAGAGGUAAAUGUUUGAAGCUCUAGAGGUGUCUCUAAUCACUAGAAAGAUUAAUGACCCUUUUGCUUUUGGGUUUUGCUCAGUGUGAAAGGUUACUUAAUUAAAUUACAACCACCAGGAAAUUGACUGCUUUUUUUUUUUAAUGGUUGAAACUUGAAGGAAGUUCAUUCAAGGAUGAGAUUAAGUUGGAAUAAAGCACUAUGUUAAAACA
Molecule: messenger RNA, 2462 nt
Organism: Equus caballus (horse)
Lineage: Eukaryota; Metazoa; Chordata; Mammalia; Perissodactyla; Equidae
Gene: LRRTM4
Product: leucine rich repeat transmembrane neuronal 4
Cellular component (GO): extracellular matrix
Molecular function (GO): protein binding
Source: RefSeq, a predicted model, not a curated record